This is a messenger RNA of Pelagomonas calceolata, 1218 nucleotides long. The record is from the annotation of a GenBank genome assembly. Lineage: Eukaryota; Pelagophyceae; Pelagomonadales; Pelagomonadaceae.
GCAGCUCCACAAGGCUUGAAAUCGCUGGAGAACGUCGCAAAUCGAGGCCGCGUUAUCAAAGGACUGCACAUUUCUUCGCGCGCAACGAUGCGGCACCGGCGCGCACGCCUCGCAGCGCUGCUGGCGACGGCAGCCGCCCUCGCACCGCGCCCGCCCUUCCGGAGGCGGCGCACGCGCCUCCGCGCCACCGCCGAACCCAUGACAACGCCGACAUUAACGAGGUGGCUCCUCGACCACACGCGCCAAAACCCGAGCCAAGAAGAUCUGGAAGCUCUACUUUCGUCGAUCGCGAUGGGAUGUAAGACCAUAAGUGGCAUCGUCCAGAGAGCAGGAGUAGAUGGCUUGGACGGCGCCGCGGACACCAUUAAUGUGCAAGAUGAACAGCAGAAGCAGCUGGACAUCAUCGCCAACGAGGUGCUUAAGGACGCUUUACGAUAUACUGGAAAAGUAGGUUUAGCGGCCUCGGAAGAAGAAGCCGACCCCAUGCUCGUCGAGGAGGCCUUCGGGAGUAAAUAUGUGGCGGUCUUCGACCCGCUCGAUGGUAGUAGUAAUGUGCAAGCGGCGGUCGCGACGGGGACGAUCUUCGGGAUCUUCAAGCAAAACGUCGAGUGUUUGGUGGACGACGACGACGAAAACAUGGACGACGAUCAGACGCGGUGUCUGCUGAACGCGCUGCAGCCGGGGCGGUCGCUGGUGGCCGCGGGCUACUGCAUGUAUUCUUCGUCCACGGUACUUGUUUUUAGCUUGGGUGAUGGUGUCCACGGCUUCACGCUGGACCCGCGUUCCCAAGAAUUUGUGUUGUCCCAUGACGACGUCCGAAUACCGGAGCGGGGGCCCUACUACUCGUUCAACGAGGGCAAUGCGAAGGAGUGGGAUGCGCACGUGCGAGGGUAUUUAGAUUCGCUCCAGGGCGUUAAAGGUUCGAGAUAUGUCGGUUCCAUGGUCGCCGACGUCCAUCGAACAUUAUUGUAUGGCGGCAUCUAUGGGUAUCCGGCCGAUACGAAAAACAAGAAUGGCAAAUUGCGACUGCUGUAUGAGGCCGCGCCGAUGUCGUUUUUGGUAGAGCAGGCCGGCGGGCGGUGUUCAGAUGGCAGAAGGCCGAUCAUGGACGUCGUCCCUUCCUCGGUGCACCAGCGCGUGCCCGUGUUCCUGGGGUCGUCCGAGGACGUCCGCGACCUCGAGGCGUUCUAUUCUGAUGAUUUAUAAGUAGUGUUUGUG